GGCUUUGUGCUGACACUGUACCGGAACUAUUCAACGAUAGACGUUUCUGCCGCAUUAAGUACACUGACGGACUUUACUUCCCUAACAUGCGCCAUUGAAAACAAACGAAGUCGCUACAGAGGGGGCUACCUUUACACCAGAUUUGGGCCCGUUUACUGAAAACUAAUCAAUCUUUGCUCAACGUACAUUAUCUUUGCUAACAAUGGAGAGUAUUUUAGAGCAACAGCGUCGCUAUCAUGAAGAGAAAGAAAGACUAAUGGACGCUAAAACAAAAGAAAUGCUACAUAAGAAGUCCACGCUUCGGGAGCAGAUAAAUUCUGACCAUCGAAUAAGAGCCAUGUUGGAUAGGUAUAUGGAUGUGAGUGCAAAUAUCAGAGAUUCCUAUGAAGAUAAAGAUGGCAUGAGGAGAGAUGAGCUUGCUGCCAUCUCUGGACCAAAUGAGUUUGCCGAGUUCUACAACAGACUGAAACAGAUAAAGGAGUUUCACAGAAAACACCCAAAUGAGAUUUCCAUUCCCAUGUCUGCAGAGUUUGAAGAGUUGAUGAAGGCCCGAGACAACCCGAGUGAGGAGGACCAAAACAUGGUUGAUUUCACUGAUGAGGAGGGAUAUGGCCGUUACCUUGAUCUCCACGACUGCUACCUGAAGUACAUCAAUCUAAAGGGAGCCGAGAAAUUAGAGUACAUCACUUACCUGUCUUCAUUCGACCAGCUUUUUGACAUCUCAAAGGACAGGAAGAAUGCAGAGUACAGAAAGUACUUGGAGAUGUUGCUGGAAUACCUGCAGGACUACACAGACAGGGUCAAACCUCUGCUGGACCAGAACGAUCUCUAUGGCAAAGUACUGGUAGACUUUGAGAAGAAAUGGGAUAACGGGACCUUUCCAGGCUGGCCUAAAGAAACCAGUAGUGCUUUGACACAUGCUGGGGCUCACUUGGACCUGUCUGCUUUUUCCUCUUGGGAGGAGUUGGCUUCAUUAGGUCUGGACAGAUUGAAGUCUGCACUCUUGGCUUUGGGACUGAAAUGUGGCGGAACUCUGGAAGAGAGAGCUCAGAGACUCUUCAGCACUAAAGGAAAAUCUCUGGAAUCUCUGGAUCCAUCGCUGUUUGCCAAGAAUCCCAAAGCCAAAGGCCCUAAAAAAGACACAGAGCGUAAUAAGGAGAUUGCGUUCCUGGAAGCUCAAGUCUAUGAAUAUGUGGAAAUCCUUGGGGAGCAAAGGCAGCUGACUCAUGAGAAUGUGCAGAGGAAGCAGGCUAGAACAGGAGAGGAGCGUGAGGAGGAAGAGGAAGAGCAGCUCAGUGAGAGCGAGAGCGAAGACGAAGACAACGAGAUCAUCUACAACCCCAAAAACCUGCCACUGGGCUGGGAUGGAAAGCCAAUCCCAUACUGGCUCUACAAACUCCAUGGUCUGAACAUCAACUACAACUGUGAGAUCUGUGGGAAUUACACUUACAGAGGACCCAAAGCCUUCCAGAGGCACUUUGCUGAAUGGAGGCAUGCUCAUGGUAUGCGUUGUCUAGGAAUCCCAAACACCGCUCAUUUUGCCAACGUCACACAGAUUGAGGAUGCCGUCUCUUUGUGGGCAAAGCUGAAGUCUCAGAAGGCAUCAGAGCGGUGGCAGCCUGACACAGAGGAGGAGUACGAGGACUCUAUUGGGAAUGUGGUCAACAAGAAGACUUACGAGGAUCUGAAGCGACAAGGCUUGUUGUAAACAGAAUAAGUAAAACGCAUAAUAUGCGUCUGUGAAGCCUCUUUUUAAAUCACCUUUUUUUUUUACGACAUAUUUGCUUAUAUGUGUCUUUAAUAGUUAUUAGGCUGUUCCUCACUCUGCCUACACUCUUUAAUAACUUUGUAAUGUGGUAACUUUUGGUCAUUCAAAUAAAUUGAGUACUUUUGUCAAAUCUACAA
Molecule: messenger RNA, 1905 nt
Organism: Menidia menidia (Atlantic silverside)
Lineage: Eukaryota; Metazoa; Chordata; Actinopteri; Atheriniformes; Atherinopsidae
Source: the annotation of a GenBank genome assembly